This is a messenger RNA of Pangasianodon hypophthalmus (striped catfish), 2583 nucleotides long. RefSeq names its product cytochrome P450 2G1. The transcript is spliced from 9 exons. Gene Ontology annotation, molecular function: heme binding; iron ion binding; oxidoreductase activity, acting on paired donors, with incorporation or reduction of molecular oxygen, reduced flavin or flavoprotein as one donor, and incorporation of one atom of oxygen. The record is from RefSeq and is a predicted model, not a curated record. NCBI's taxonomy places the organism in Eukaryota, Metazoa, Chordata, Actinopteri, Siluriformes, Pangasiidae. Gene Ontology annotation, biological process: xenobiotic metabolic process. Gene Ontology annotation, cellular component: cytoplasm; intracellular membrane-bounded organelle. Bases 83 to 1555 code for a protein of 490 amino acids.
CCCAGCAAGAAAAUGCUUCUAGCAAACGUGAGCAACAGAUUCACAACUCAAAAAGUGCAAAUACUGUUUCUGAAGAAGAGCUAUGGACAUCCCCAGCACUCUACUUUUGCUGGGUUCAGUGAUAGCUCUGUUAAUAUUGCUCAGAUGGAGGAAUAAACCACAGAAUCUUCCUCCAGGACCUACAGCUUUGCCUCUCCUUGGAAAUAUUCUCACCCUGGACAACCGUGCACCCUUUAAAAGCUUUUUAAAAUGGAGUAAGACUUAUGGUCCUGUGAUGACGGUGUACUUGGGAACCAAGAGAGCCCUCGUCCUGGUGGGCUAUGACACAGUGAAAGAAGCCCUGGUUGACAACGCGGAUGAUUUUGUUGGCAGAGCCCCUGUUCCUUUCGUGCAGAGAAUUCUGAAAGGCUAUGGCCUUGCGAUCAGUAAUGGAGAGCGCUGGCGUCAGCUCAGGAGGUUCUCACUCACUACACUGAGAGACUUCGGGAUGGGACGCAAGAGGAUGGAGGCGUGGAUACAGGAAGAGAGCAGAUACUUGCUGGACACCAUCAAAGAAAAAAAUUGUGCUCCAUUUGACCCCACGUUCUACCUGAGCAGAACUGUGUCCAACAUCAUCUGCGCAUUGGUGUUCGGCCAACGCUUCGGUUAUGAAGAUAGCCACUUGCUGCAUCUGCUCCAGAUCAUCUCUGGAGUACUUCGGUUUGGCAGCAGCACAUGGGGACAGUUGUAUAAUACCUUUCCAUGGCUGAUUGAGCUACUUCCUGGGAAGCACCUCAACAUUAUAAAUGAUGUGGAUCAACUCAAGACCUUUUCUAGGAGCAAAAUACAAGAGCACAAGGACAGUUUGGACCCUGAUAACCCACGAGACUUCAUCGACUGCUUCCUCAUCCGACUCAACCAGGAAAAGGACAAUCCCAAUACAGAGUUUAACUAUGAGAAUUUGAUAGCCACUGUCUUAAACUUAUUCCUGGCUGGGACUGAGACCACCAGCACUACUCUCAGAUAUGCUCUGAUGUUACUGAUCAAGCAUCCUGAAAUACAGGAUCGCAUGCAGAAGGAGAUUGACAAUGUGAUUGGACGAGAGAGAAGUCCUUCAUUGGAAGACAGGAAGUCCCUCCCAUUUACUGAUGCAGUAAUCCAUGAAGUGCAACGCUAUGUGGAUUUGGUGCCUCUCAACCUUCCUCAUUACACCACACAUCAAAUUAAAUUCAGAGGCUACACAAUUCCGAAGGACACAGUGAUCCUCCCCACGCUUCACUCUGUUCUGAGGGAUGAGAAUUACUGGGAGAAGCCCUGGACAUUUGACCCCAAACACUUUUUGGAAGCAAAUGGCAACUUUAAAAAGAACCCUGCUUUCCUACCCUUUUCUGCCGGUAAGAGGUCCUGUGUGGGCGAGUCUCUGGCGCGUAUGGAGCUGUUUAUUUUCCUGGUGUCUCUGCUGCAACAUUUCACCUUUACCACACCUGGAGGACCUGAGAGCAUCGAAGCUACUCCUGAAAUCAGUGGCUUUGCCAACUUGCCCCACAAAUACCAGCUCAUCGCUACCCCCCGCUGAACUUUUACAUUACUGCAGGCUGAUAGUGCAGAUUUUCUUUACUUUACUAAUGCAAAUAUUCUAGCUAGACGUUAUCUCAUCAAAAUUUUACUCUUCUGUCCUCUCCAAUGCACACAAAGAUAACCGAAGGUACACUAUAUGGCCAAAAAAUUAUGUGGACAGCAAAGGAAUGGAAGUUUAACAAGCACAUGGGUGUGAUUAUCAGGUAUCCACAUACUGUUGACUAUAUAGUGUACACUUUCAUAAAGAAGGCCAUAAUUUCCAUAGAAGGACAUAAUGUCCAAUGAACCAUUUACCUGACAUAAGAGUAAAUGUAAAGGAAAAGGUUCUCGAAAUCAUUUCAAGAUCCUUGAUAAUUCAAGGACUGGAAGAGUUUGGGGUUAUAUUUUUUGUUAUACCACAGUACUGUUGCAUUCUCAAAUGAUUAAAUAUUUGCAUUCUCAAAUGUGAUUGGUCAAAAAGUGUUGAAUAAUUUUCUGUAAAAUCUGCUCUGACCGUUCUGGCUGCAAGACAAAUCAUGGAUUUAUAAUAAUACGCUUGUUUGAAUGCAUUAUUGUUUAUAUACUCUAGUAACAGCUAAUUCACAGGGACUUGUAGGCCAAAUGCUCCACAUAAAUGGAUUUAAAGUGUGCAGUUAUUUCACACAGAGAAAUAUUUAAUCAAUGUUAUGUAGGGAGAUGUUUAUUUAACAUUUAUGGAAGGAGUCUCCAGUGCCAGCACUGGAACAGUCAGUAAAAUGUCCUCCAUGGGAGAGUCAACAGGCCAGUUACUGCUUUGUUGGUAACAUGACAAACUGUGUUUUUUUUGUCUUGUUAACUUUAAGACAGGGCAAAAGCAAUGACUGUUUAUAGCUGUUAGUGGUAACAGGAAGUAACUUGUUUCAAUGAUAUUCCACAUUUUUAUAAAAUGUUGUUCUUAAAUUUUAAAAAAAAUUGUGCAUGAUAAUUGCUCAGAAUUCCUGUGAUUAUCAUUUAUGAUUUUUAAAAACUUUUUUCCUUGAAAUUAAAACAAGAGUUGUUUAUUCAAAA